CACGAUCUCCCUCCCCUCCGCACGCCGCACGGGGCGUUGCAGACCCCCAGCCAAAGGCAGGCCGCGACCCGGAGCACGCCGGCCGGUCGCGGGCGUCGUCGUCGCCUCCCGCGCCGCCGCCCUGCUGCUCGCUCCCGCAUUGGAUCGCGCUGCGGUUGGCGACUCGGUGUGGUCUGCUGCUGGUGACUGAAGCCGGCCCACGCGGAGACGGCAUCAAGUUUCUAACAAUUUGAAGUAUCCCGAAAUGGGCGCAAGAGAUAACGGGGAGGGGAGAGAUGAGAAGAGGGGGACUGGAUCAGAUUAUGUACCUGCUAGAGACUCCUUUUCAUCACAAGGUGAGUCUCGGGUUCCAAAGAGGCUCGGUAAAAAGGAGUCAAAAGAUAAUAGCCCCCGAACGACCAAAAGCAGCGCCAGCCGUCAAGCUCAAAACAAGCUGCAACAUAAAGGAUUAAACAAUGUACAGAACAAGCCUCAGAAACAAAAGAAAACAGUUAGUGCUGCUAAGGCUGUUGACGUUAGAAAACCAGAUAUUACAAGAAUUCCUUCCCGCCCUCCAUCAGAAUUGUCUGAGGAAACAGACGAUAUAAUCAGUGAUGCUGGAACUGUUGAUGAUAGAGGCACUGAGGAGGCCAAGGAGAUCAAUGUGUUAGAUGAAGCUCCACGCUGUGAUCAGAGUACUGGUACUGAUGAUGAAAUUCCUGAUAUUGAAGACAAGGUAGUUGAUCAUGGAAAAUCAGUUGUAGAUCAAGGCAAUGAGGAAUUAGUGCUGAAAAUCGACAAGUUGGAACAAGAACUUCGUGAAGUUGCUGCUCUUGAAGUUUCCCUGUACUCUGUAGUGCCCGAGCAUGGAAGUUCAGCACAUAAGUUGCACACCCCAGCUCGGCGUCUGUCUAGGUUAUAUAUCCAUGCAUCCAAGUCUUGGUCUGAAGAUAAGAGAGCUUCGGUAGCAAAAAGCAUUGCUUCUGGUCUUGUUCUUGUUGCAAAGUCCAGUAGCAAUGAUGCUUCGAGGCUGACAUUCUGGCUGUCCAACACAGUUGUCCUCAGGGAGAUAAUUGUACAAACUUUUGGCAUCUCACAUCAAUUUACUCCAUCCAUGACGAAUAUGAGCAUGAAUGGUGGUGCCAAAAAACUUGGUGGGAAAUCUAUGACAAUGCUGUGGAGAAACAACUACAAUGGCACGCAAGCCAACUUUGCUGCGAGGCUGAUGCCAGAUGAUUGGCAGGAAACAAGUACACUUUUGGCUGCAUUAGAGAAGAUUGAGUCUUGGAUAUUUUCUCGCAUUGUUGAGACAGUAUGGUGGCAGGCACUAACUCCUCACAUGCAAAAACGGGCAGAAGGAUCAUCAACUCCAAAGGCUGGUAGAGUGCUAGGUCCUGCUUUGGGUGAUCAGCAGCAGGGCACCUUUUCUGUUAACCUGUGGAAGGCUGCGUUUCAGGACGCAUUCAGCAGAAUGUGCCCCCUCAGUGCUGGCAGACAUGAGUGUGGCUGUUUACCAGUAUUAGCAAAACUGGUGAUGGAGCAGUGUGUAGCCCGUUUGGAUGUUGCCAUGUUCAAUGCCAUCCUACGUGAAUCAGCAAGUGAGAUACCAACAGACCCUAUAUCUGACCCAAUUGUUGACCCAAAAGUCCUACCAAUUCCAGCUGGUGAUCUAAGCUUUGGGUCAGGCGCGCAGCUGAAGAACUCUAUUGGAAACUGGUCCAGAUGGCUGACAGAUAAGCUUGGCAUAGAUCAUGAUGAUUCUGAGGACAUAGGAGAUGUUGAAGACGAAAGAAGAGCCGCAGCUGAAACGAAAUCGUUUCAACUUCUCAAUGAGCUAAGUGAUCUCCUGAUGCUCCCAAAGGACAUGCUCCUUGAAAAAUCUAUCAGGAAAGAGGUUUGUCCCUCAAUUGGCCUUCAGUUAGUGACUAGGAUCCUGUGCAACUUCACCCCAGAUGAGUUUUGCCCUGAUCCGGUUCCAAGCACGGUCUUAGAAGAGCUGAAUUCCGAGAGCUUGCUGGAGCGUCACGCCAACAAAGACGUGACCAGUGUGUUUCCGUGCACCGCUGCCCCUAUAGUGUACCGCACACCUUCAACGUUGGACGCGGCAGAGAGAGCGGCAGACAUAGGAGGUGGCGCGAAGCUGGACAGGAAAGCCUCAAUGGUGCAGAGGAGAGGGUACACCAGUGACGACGACCUUGACGACCUGGAUUCUCCCCUCGCAUCCCUAAUCGACAGGAGCGCCCCACCUUCUCCGUCGAACGGUUUGGCACACUUCAGUGCUGGGAGAGGAGUUUCCAUGGAGAAUACAAGAUACACGCUCCUAAGAGAAGUAUGGGGGCUGGAGCAACGGUGAUGGAUGAUGACGAGCCUGUAAAACCUAAAAUCUCUUCUACUGCCACCCAAAUGAGAGCACAAGAAGGCCUAUUUGUGUGGGGUCUUCAGCAAUCUCUACAGUAAAAAUGCAACACUUCCUUGUACUGUACAUUCCCACGAUCCUAUGUAUCUUAGCUCUUUUGUAGUAUAUAGCAGCAAAAGAGGGUGUCGGCAAAGAUACAGAUACAGUAUUGAGUUAAAAUUCUAUAAUGAUAUGACAUUCUCUUCACCUACCAA
Zea mays is the source of this 2589-nucleotide messenger RNA. RefSeq lists its product as uncharacterized. NCBI's taxonomy places the organism in Eukaryota, Viridiplantae, Streptophyta, Magnoliopsida, Poales, Poaceae. The coding region runs from base 245 to 2332 and encodes 695 amino acids. Gene Ontology annotation, cellular component: nuclear pore. The transcript is spliced from 8 exons. The record is from RefSeq and is marked validated.